Molecule: messenger RNA, 789 nt
Organism: Prunus armeniaca (apricot)
Lineage: Eukaryota; Viridiplantae; Streptophyta; Magnoliopsida; Rosales; Rosaceae
Source: the annotation of a GenBank genome assembly
AUGUUAGUGGGAGGAUUAUUUGAUCAACAGCAGAGAUUUCGUCCUGAAGCGGUCGCACUCGUUCGGAUUCGAGCGAAGCUCGGCAUUAGCGGAGAGGAUGAUGGUGACGGAGCCAGCGACGGCGUCAUCGAGGCAAUACCACAGAGGAAGCUUCUGAAGCAAGCAGCCGUCGCCCUUCAGUCGAGCGCGAGAUUCCUCCAAUGGCAACAUAGGAGGAUCGUCUCAGCGAAGCAAGUCGAUGACGAGUCCAAUGUUCAUGAGAUGUUCUGGGUUUUCCGCGACGUUGAGUAUGUACUCAUAAAUGUUCCCAAAAUCAAGUAUGCACUCGUAAAUGACCUUAUAGACAUGAAGUUCCUUUGUGCCACCUUAGCUCUCUUCUCUCUUCUUUUGUUUGCUAAAACUAUAGAAUCAAGAGGAGGUGCAGGAAUUGACUGGGAAUAUAUCAGGAAAGAGCAACCCCUUAUGCCAGGCCUCCUUGCUGAACAUUCUGAUUCAACACCAAAAAAAGAAGCCAACGGCCAUGAAAAUACAGAAAAACCUGUUGUUGAGACUACGGAAUUUGAACCCAGACCGUUUAUCUCAGCUUACAAUGAUGAAGAAGGCAAAGCAGAGUUUUCUGCCAAAGACUCUGAGCCAAAGUCCCAGGCUUACCCUGACAAGCAGCCACUUGAGUCAAAAGAAAAUAAGCAGUCAUUUGAUGAAGACUUUGAUCCAAGGAAAUAUAUAUUUCUUUUUACAAUGACUAAUAGAACAUCAAGUGUGAGUUGGUGCUAUUUAAUAAUAAAAUAA